AUGAAGCUGAAGCUUCUGCCAUGUCUAUGGGCUCUGUUCCUGGUACUCGCAAGUCCCGCCCACAGCGUGGCAGUCGGUCGUGCUGGACAUGGCUUCGUCGGGUAUGGCAUCACGAUGUACAGGCCGGCCUGUGCCUUCGCCUGCAAAGCGACAAUUUCGAACCCAUUAAACUGCACCAUGUCCUCGGAUCAUGAGUAUAAGCACAUGAAGCGUCACGGGCAUUCACAUUCAAUGGGGGAGCUACCGGUAGGAGAGGGCUGGAUGGUGACAGCGUCCCCAAGCGCAGAGUGCUACGCAACGAACAAUGCGUUCCUGCAGACACUAGCCUACUGCCUACACUCGUACUGCACAAACGAAGCUAACUCGACGCUACAAAAAUUCUGGGAGAUGGAUGUCGUGGGCCGCCUUCCAGAUCAACCGCUCCCAAAGAUGAGCUACCAGGAAGCCCUCUAUGCUGUUAAUGGCACCCCGUUCGUGAUCACGAACUCGUCUGUCAUCCUAUAUUCCGCGGGGCUUAUAGCAGAAGAGACAUUCGUGACUCAGUAUCGGACGCUCUCGACCUUCGAUAAAUUGGAAACUACACAUGCACGAUAUGGCCUCGUUCUAAUCAUCACUGGCGCGGUCAUCCCUAUUGCAUUCUCCUUGUUCCGCUUCCUUCCCUUUCCAGCGGAGUGGAUGACAAACUUCGAGGCCAAAUAUGUGAACCCUCCCCUGAUCGUCGCCCGGCACAACGUCCCAUACCUCUGGGACACCGCCAUGAUGCCAACCCGCGGACAGGCCUUCUUUCUCGCAUACCUUUUUAUUCUGAACGUGGCCCUCUGCUCCGUCGGCAUUGAAUCUGCACGCGACAGCACAUGGUACAAAAACCGCGAACAGGAGAUCGUCUCCUACGUGAGCAACCGCGCGGGCUAUCUCAGCUUUGCCAAUAUCCCUCUACUCGUGCUCUACUCGAGCCGAAACAACUUUCUCCUAUGGGUGACAAACUGGUCCCAUAGUACAUACCUACUUACUCACCGAUGGAUCGCCCUUAUCGCCAUUGUUGAGGCAUGCCUGCACUCGGCCAUCUACCUCCAGAUCAUCGACUCCGACGGCGAGCACACGAGCAAGAGUCAGUUACCCUUCUGGUUCUGGGGAAUCAUCGGUACACUCUCAAUGGUCGUCAUGAUCCCGGCAUCAAUCCUUCCUAUCCGCCAGAAAUUCUACGAGGUCUUCCUCGCCUGGCACGUUUUCUUCUUUCUCCUCGCGAUGGUCGGCUGCAUCUUACACAUCUGGUACCGCUAUGCAUGGCAAUGGGGGUACGAAAACUGGAUUUACAUGGCGCUUGCAAUCUGGGGGUUUGACCGCGUGCUAAGGAUUCUGCGUCUUGCUCGUCACGGCCUUCUCAAUGCGCAUAUCAGCGUUGUGGAUGACGACUAUACGAAAAUCGAGAUUCCCGAGGUCACGGCCGAUGGGCACGUCUAUCUAUACUUCCCUACCCUAACAUGGCGGGUCUGGGAGAACCACCCCUUCUCUGUCCUCAGCGCCACGCGCAUUUGCCGCGCAGACUGGCCGAAUGCCGCUGUCUCGGAGAGCUCCUCGUCUUCAAGCUCGCUACAGGACCAGAAGGAAAUGGGAAUUACAACCCUCAAAGACCCAGCAAGCAACAUCAUCACCGUCAGCGAUACGAAGGUCACACCACCAAUCUCCCCGUCUCCAAAAUCCCGCGGCAAUAGUCACUACCACGACGGUCUCACUCUGUACAUUCGCACCCACACGGGCAUCACUUCCUAUCUCCGGGCGUCCCGAGCGACCCUCCCCGUCCUGGUCGAAACAGGAUACUACCCGCGCUCCAUCCUCGCAUCGGAACCCUCCUCUGGAGCAAACGUCCUCGCGUUCGCGGGCGGUGUCGGCGUGACUGCUCUCACAUCCACGUUACUACAGCAUAGAGGGUAUCACAAGCUAUUCUGGGCGUCACGGAGCAUGGCGCUCGUCGAUUCCGUGAGGGAGACGCUUGGGAGCGAUCAGUUUGACCGGAUGAACCCGGUGCUCUUCACGGAGCGAAGGAUGCAUAUUCCAAGCAUUCUGGAGGAGGAGGCGACGAGGGCGCCGGGAAUUCCUGUAACUGUUGUUGCUAGUGGGCCUGGGGGCAUGGCGGAUGAGGUGAGGAGGGAGGUUGCGAGGGUUACUAGAGAGCUAGGAGCUGUUUUUACAUUUAUGGAGGAUUCGUUCAGUUGGUAG
Messenger RNA from Aspergillus melleus, 2217 nucleotides. Its product is annotated as putative ferric-chelate reductase (Fre2). Bases 1 to 2217 code for a protein of 738 amino acids. The record is from RefSeq and is a predicted model, not a curated record. Gene Ontology annotation, cellular component: plasma membrane. Gene Ontology annotation, molecular function: ferric-chelate reductase activity. Gene Ontology annotation, biological process: iron ion transport; intracellular iron ion homeostasis; copper ion import. Lineage: Eukaryota; Fungi; Ascomycota; Eurotiomycetes; Eurotiales; Aspergillaceae. The transcript is spliced from 2 exons.